This is a messenger RNA of Eimeria maxima, 2661 nucleotides long. RefSeq lists its product as hypothetical. The transcript has 3 exons. NCBI's taxonomy places the organism in Eukaryota, Apicomplexa, Conoidasida, Eucoccidiorida, Eimeriidae. Bases 1 to 2661 code for a protein of 886 amino acids. The record is from RefSeq and is a predicted model, not a curated record.
AUGAUAAUUCAAGGUUCCCCCUUCACCGCUGUUACAGUGGGUUCAUGGUUUUUGCGGAGACAGCAGCAGAGGGCUAUGUGUGCUUGCUACUGUGAACACCACAGCAGCAGCAGUAGCAACCUCGGCAAUAGCCACAGAUUCAGUACAGACUCACGCGUAAUAUACCUUAACAGCCGCACGAGGAGACGCAGCGUGGUGCAUGCAUCUGCAGACCUUGCCCCUCUCUUCAUUAUCCCCCGUUUGCGGCAGCAACAGCCGUUCCUGAAUUCGCUGCCGAGCAGCAGCCACAACAGUAACACUGCAGGAGAUUUCAUUCCUUCUCCGUUGGCUAUACACCUGAAGCAUCUCAUUCAACGGAGGCGAGCAGCAAAGCGUAGCAAACAUCAUCCACAUUCGCUGCCAAUUCCACCUCUUCCCGCCGUCGCACCCCCAAAAGGUGUUGCGUGCGGAGUUCCAUUCCUUCCGCAGGAUGGUGGUAUUGCUGCUGCUGCUGUUGGUCAGCAGCAGCUGCAGCAACAGCAGCUAUAUCAGCUCCAAGACACACAGCUGCUGCAGCUUGCCGGAGGGCCGCCCCCAGAGGGACUGGGGGUUGCCGGUAGAGAUGUUGUGUCUCUCAGCGGCGAUGCAGCAGAAGCAGACUCUGUUUCCCCUGGCUUUGCUGCUGCUUUUUCUCUAGAAGCCGUUGCUUCUGCUGCUCUAGCACGCUGGCGGGAAUCAGAAGCAGCAGCAGCAGCAACUGGCUCGGCAGCAGCAGCCGCAGCAACAGAAAGGGACGACAGCCCUUUUUGGCAGGGCCUCUGCGACCGCAUUUUCUACUCGAGAGAUUUGCUGCCGGUAUCGUCUCUGGGUGCGGUUCUUCGCCUCAUUUGCUGCAGAUACAACACAACAACAGCAGCAGCAGUGCCUUUCUUCCGCCAGCACUUCGCAUUGCCGCAACAGCUGCAGCUCGAGAGAAGCACGGUGCAGCAGAGGCUGCUGCUGCAGCAGAGGCUGCCUUCUGGGAGGCCGGUAUCUGCGUCUUUGCUGCUAACGUUGACGCGGGAGUUUAUUGAUGACAUCCAGUGCCUGUCUCCCGCAGCAGCAGCAGACUUGAUUGCAGUCUUCGCCACUUGCAACUGCUGCAGCAUUGAGCUGCUGCAGCUACUGGUUCGUCGGAGCAUUGAUACUUGGCUUCUGCCAGAGGAGCAGCUGGAGCACCAACGACUGGAGUUGCAGCAGCAGCAACAGCAGCAGCUAUUUGCUAUGAAACCGGAGGCAAUCAACUGCUUUUCCCCACACGAGUUUGCUGUGUUUUGCUCAGCGUUGCAGCACUUAGUGCAGCAGGCCCAGCCGCUGUUGCAAAGACGAGCACAGCAACAACAUCAACAGCGAACACUAGUUCAGCUGCUGCCACUCGCUGAGCUUCUCUGCAGCGCCACUGCUUUCCUACUGCGCUUUAGCCCACAGGAGCACAAAAUUCAGAAGCAAGCCACAGUGGGAAGCCUUGCAGCGCUUGCUGCUGAUGCACUGCAGCAAUACCAGCAACAAAAGCAGCAGCAAGAGCAGCUGCUGCAACUAACUAAGGCCAGUGUCGAGUUGCUGGAGGCAGCGGACGCGUUCAUUCCCUUGGGGCAGGACGAAGCAGCAGCAGCAGGACAAUCAGUCCCAUGUGCAACAGCAACAGCAGCAGCAGGAGCAUCAGCAGCAGCCUUUAGCGCGAAGGAAACGGGGCGGCUGAUGAGUGUCCUCUCCACAGCAGCUGCUGCCGGAGCUUCGCACAUGCCUCGGCAGCUGGGGCUCCAGCAGCAGCGAGGACUGCUGCAGCACCAGCAGCAGAGACUGCAGCCGCAGGAAAUGUACCGGCAGGAAAGGCAUCAGGAGAACCAUAGAGACGCUAUGAAAGGGGAAGAGAGGCGAGCGGAGGGAGCUGCGUAUCUGACGCAGCAGCCAGGUGCGGCUGCGCUGUUGUUUAUGCUGCAGCAGACAAGGGAGCAGUUGAUGGUACUGCACUCUUUGCUGAAGCAAGAGCAGCGAGAGCGAAAUGAGCCCCCAGCCGAUUCAGCUUCAGCAUCAGCAGCUCCAUCAGAGGCUGCUGCCUCAACUCACCUCCAGUAUGUGCCUUUGAAUCCCUGGGAGGUUCCUACUGCUGAUAUACUGCAGCUGAUGGAAACUGUGGGUGCAGCAACAGCAGCAGCAGAAAGGGUGUUGUUACAGCCCUUGCUGCUGCGGCUUUCUCGGAAGAACGCGCAGCAUCCGCUGCAGCAGCGACAACAGCAGUCCCUGUUCCAGUUGCUGAGGGAUGUGUUGGCUCCAGCAGUAGUUGGAGGGGCAGCGGCUGCGCCGCUGCUGCAGGCUGCAGCUGAGAGCCUUGUGAGGAGUGUGGGCCUUAUAAUAUCGGAAGCACUGGUGGAUGAGGUGGGUAGGCGCUUCGCGGACUUGACACCACAGGAGAAGGAAAGAGUCGGCCUAACAGUGUGCCUUUUUGGCAUAAAGGACCCGUACCUUCGUCACUACUGCCGCGUGUACGGCAGCCAACUGCAGCAGCGUCGCUCGAUCUCUGAUGCCCACAGAAACAAACUUGCGGCACGGCGUGCAGCAGCAGAGACUGCUGGAGAGACUUGUGCUGCACUCUCUGCAGCAAACGAUCCUGCCGCGCGUGUUGCUGCAGCAGCAACACAAUAG